GUUUUGAGCAUAAGCACUUGUGCGCUGUGUUUCUCGCACACGCCACCCGAGCACAGAAUGGGCCGCCUACCGCGUCGUCAUCACAUUCAGGCUGUAAUUAUGUCAUCUCCCAGCCGGGACGCGGAGGCGACGUCACGAUGCUAAAAUGCUGGAUGCAACUUUUAUUUUUUUUUUUUCUUUCCCCAACGCGAUAAACUUCGAGAAGAAAGUCGUGACAGUUCAAUGAACGCGCUCCGCUGAUUUCCGGAUCACGGGAAAACUCCUAUGAAGAUUAGGAUUUGCUAAGAUAAUGCCUGAUGAAGAGCCUUGGGUGGGAUCGUGGAGGCCCCACAGACCGCGGGGGCCCAUAGCUGCCCUCUAUAGCAGCCCAGGGCCAAAGUAUGCGCUGCCUUCACUGACAGGUUCUACGCUACAUGACCCGACAAAAUACAAAGCACCCAGUUACAGCUUUCGGGCCCACUAUGACAUAAGCACGCAGGAAAUCUCGCCCGGACCGAAACACCUCAUCCCCUCCAACAUCACCAAAAACGGCCGCGACGGGACGCCCGCAUUUUCGUUCGGCACGCGGCCCAAGGACCUGGCGCGGGCCCAAGUCCCUGCACCCAACCAUUACCACCUUGAAAGUUCAGACAAGGUGACUUACCACUCUUCUCCUUCGUAUACGUUGUCCGGGCGGUGGAAACAAGUCGUACAGAGCAACCAGACGACACCUGGUCCAGCAUCGAACAGUCUACCUCCUGUGCUGGGACCCAAAACUGUCACUAUUCGUGCAGCACCCGCACACUCGCUCUACGGUCGCACUAAAAAUGGCAACUUCAUGGAAGACUACACAAAGUCUCCGGGCCCUGCUGCCUAUCAAGCCGUUGACCCCAAAGUUUACCUCACUAAAUCCCCUCAGUACAGCAUGCCGGGGCGCAAGUUCAUGCCUCAAAGCGCUACGAGGACACCGGCACCCGGAGUCUACUGUCCCGAAAAGGUCACCACCACCCACGCCAAAGCGCCAGCGUUCACCUUUGGACUACGCCACUCGCAGUACACCAUCUGCCCCAUCAUGGACGCAGAUAAAUACCAACAGUCGUUCUCCUUCCUUUGAGCCCGGACAUUUCCGAUGAAGCAAAGCGGUCAAAGUCAGCGGAUGAGAUCCAUUGAGGAGAUCUCACAGUCCAGCGUUUGCGACGCUUUGUCUCGUCUGUCGAAUUUGCUUCACGGUUGCAAACCGUCGGGGGGAAUUUUUGCUUUCCAUCGCAUUCGACUGCGACUCGUCAAUUUAAGGCUUACUUGCUAAACCGCAUUUCAACGUACCCUGGAAGCGGCACUAGUGAUCUCAUCAGUGUCAGGAGAAUUUAUUACAUUGUGUACUACAGUAUUUAAUAAUAAUAAAAAAAAAAAAUGAAAGUAAUUAUUUUUAGUUUGUGGUACAGCAGGCCCAACAUCUUUUUUUUUUUUUUUUAAAUUUGCUUUCUUUACUGGCAGCAAAUUACACAGCAGUAUUGUGUAAACGUGUUUUUCCACUUAUUGUGCAAAAUUAUUCACAGCACGUGUGCCUCGGAAUAUGGGCUAUUUUGCACAUUUUAUGGUGCAUAAAAUAUGCAAGAUAACCCAGGAAUGUAACAACCAAAUAAAAUUGCACUUAAAUCUAAAUUUGGCCAUGAUCUGAAUUUUCAUUUUAUUUUUUUUGGCUUAGUCAUUCAAUUUUUGUAUAUUGAAUUUGUACAAAUAAGAAACUUUUGUAUACACUGCAGAUAUUUCUCCAUCACGUCAUGUACAGUUGGAUAUUAUGGUGAG
Syngnathoides biaculeatus (alligator pipefish) is the source of this 1785-nucleotide messenger RNA. RefSeq names its product ciliary microtubule associated protein 1B-like. The record is from RefSeq and is a predicted model, not a curated record. The transcript is spliced from 8 exons. Lineage: Eukaryota; Metazoa; Chordata; Actinopteri; Syngnathiformes; Syngnathidae. Bases 290 to 1093 code for a protein of 267 amino acids. Gene Ontology annotation, cellular component: cytoskeleton.